Messenger RNA from Hippocampus zosterae (dwarf seahorse), 1367 nucleotides. Its product is annotated as zinc finger protein 664-like. NCBI's taxonomy places the organism in Eukaryota, Metazoa, Chordata, Actinopteri, Syngnathiformes, Syngnathidae. Gene Ontology annotation, biological process: regulation of transcription by RNA polymerase II; central nervous system development. The coding region runs from base 87 to 1193 and encodes 368 amino acids. The transcript is spliced from 3 exons. Gene Ontology annotation, cellular component: nucleus. The record is from RefSeq and is a predicted model, not a curated record. Gene Ontology annotation, molecular function: RNA polymerase II cis-regulatory region sequence-specific DNA binding; DNA-binding transcription factor activity, RNA polymerase II-specific.
GUACUUCUGUGUGACACCCAGCGGAAAUAAACAACGUACCUGAUCGACUCUGUCGGCUGGCGUCCGCUUAAAGCGUCAAAGCAACGAUGGCGUCUGUUCAGUAUCUAAGGCACUUUGUAAACGAGCGACUCACUGCUGCCGCUGAGGAAAUAUUCGGCGUCUUCGAAAGAACUCUCGCCGAGUACCAGGAAGAGCUUCAGCGUCAGCGUCGAAUGGUGGACACCCUCAGUGGCCCUCAAAUCAAGUUACACAGGAUCGAGAUCCAACAUGAGGACAUUGAGCAGAUUUGCACUGAGAAGCUGCUUUAUAAGCAAGAGGUCGACACAUGUGCGGACCAAAGUGAACCAGACCCUCUACUGGAUGGGGUCUCCAGGCAUGAAUUACAUUUAGAAAUAAAACACGUGGACAAGGAGCCGCAGUUUCUUCGUGACCCGCAGCUUUGUUGGCAAGAGCAGAAUUCAUUUGCGGACCAAGAGGAGCCAGAGCCUCCACAGAUUAAAGAGGAACCCGGAACCAGUCACGACGGAGAACUGAAUACCUCCUCAUUUGUUCCAGUCGUUAACGACCAUUACAGCAGAGAGGAUGCCGUCCUGUCCUCGAGUCCCAUUGAAAGUCCGUCAGAGGACGCGAGCGUACACACCGAGACGAGCCGAAAGUCUUUCAGGUGCGACUACUGCGGCAAAGCGUUUGGUUUCAGGUGCAAGCUGAAAAGACACAUGAUGACCCACACGGGAGUGAAGCCCUACUCUUGCAAGACAUGCGGCAAGGGAUUUAACCAGACGUCCAACCUGAAAAGACACUUAAUGAUCCACACCGACGAGAAGCCAUACGCCUGCAAAACGUGCGGGAAGCAAUUCAGGAACACGCACGAAGUCAUCACGCACGGCAGAACUCACACGGGCGAAAAGCCGUACCCCUGCAGCACGUGCGGGAAACGGUUCACGCAGCUCUCUAUCCUCAAGAGACACGUCAUGGUCCACACCGGGGAGAAGCCGUUCCUCUGCAACACGUGCGGCAGAAGCUUCGGCGACCUGUCGGUGCUGAAAAGGCACGCGAUGGUGCACACGGGAGAGAAGCCGUACGCGUGCGACGUCUGCGGGAGAAGGUUCCGCGCCAACAGCAACUUGAGCAUUCACAGGAGGAGGGUGCAUGCGGCGGGACGGUCUCUCGAGGCCGCGUGCUUUGAGACUUGAUGCCCGACGGAAUUUGUUGGUGAACUCACAUGAAACGACGUAUACUUUUUAUAGUAGCUUAUUAGGAGCGUACAUCUCUCUAAUAAAAGACGCUUCGAUGCACGUGUCGAUACACGGGCUGUGAUACGAUUCACGGACGGCUCAUCAUAAAGUGGAACGAUUUGCGUCAACUGA